AUGUUCAAGAGCGGCAUUUCCUCCUUCGCCAGGGCGUCUCGCCCGACCUUCUCGGCCGCCGCCUCGCGACGUGCCCUUAAGCCUGCCGCUCUCCGAUUCCCCCUGAACAGCAGAUUCGCCAGUUCUGCCAGCGUUGGUGUCGGCAAGAUUCACCAGGUUAUCGGUGCUGUCGUCGACGUCAAGUUCGACACCGCCAAGUUGCCUGCUAUUCUGAAUUCCCUCGAGACCGACAACAAUGGCCAGAAGCUCGUCCUAGAAGUUUCCCAACAUCUGGGUGAGAACGUCGUUCGUUGCAUUGCUAUGGACGGUACCGAAGGUCUCGUCCGAGGCGCCAAGGCCACCGACACUGGUGCUCCCAUCACCAUUCCUGUCGGCCCUGCUACCCUGGGUCGUAUCAUCAACGUCACUGGUGACCCCAUUGACGAGCGUGGUCCCAUCAAGACUGACAAGUUCUUGCCCAUCCAUUCCGAGCCCCCGGAGUUCAUUGAUCAGUCCACCUCUGCUGAGAUUUUGGUCACUGGUAUCAAGGUCGUCGAUCUGCUCGCUCCCUAUGCCCGUGGUGGAAAGAUUGGUCUCUUUGGCGGUGCUGGUGUCGGCAAGACUGUGUUCAUCCAGGAGCUUAUCAACAAUAUCGCCAAGGCUCACGGUGGUUACUCUGUCUUCACUGGUGUUGGUGAGCGUACUCGUGAGGGUAAUGAUCUGUACCAUGAAAUGCAGGAAACCUCCGUCAUUCAGCUGGAUGGCGAGUCAAAGGUCGCCCUGGUGUUCGGUCAGAUGAACGAACCCCCUGGUGCCCGUGCUCGUGUCGCCCUUACUGGUCUGACGAUUGCUGAGUACUUCCGUGACCAGGAAGGCCAGGAUGUGCUACUCUUCAUUGACAACAUUUUCCGAUUCACUCAGGCCGGUUCUGAGGUGUCUGCCUUGCUGGGUCGUAUUCCUUCCGCCGUCGGUUACCAGCCUACUCUUGCCGUCGACAUGGGUGGUAUGCAGGAGCGUAUUACUACCACCAAGAAGGGUUCUAUUACUUCCGUCCAGGCUGUCUACGUCCCCGCUGACGAUUUGACGGAUCCUGCCCCUGCCACGACCUUCGCUCACUUGGACGCCACUACUGUCUUGUCUCGUGGUAUCUCUGAGUUGGGUAUCUAUCCCGCUGUCGACCCUCUCGACUCUACCUCUCGUAUGCUUGAUCCCCGUAUCGUUGGUGAAGAGCACUACAACACGGCUACCCGUGUCCAGCAGAUUCUACAGGAGUACAAGUCCUUGCAGGAUAUCAUUGCUAUUCUGGGUAUGGAUGAAUUGUCCGAGGCUGAUAAGCUUACUGUCGAGCGUGCCCGUAAGAUUCAGCGUUUCCUUAGCCAGCCUUUCACUGUCGCUCAGGUUUUCACUGGUAUCGAGGGCACGCUGGUUGACCUUAAGGAGACCAUUGCCUCAUUCAAGGCUAUCUUGAGCGGUGAGGGUGACGGGCUUCCCGAGAAUGCCUUCUACAUGGUUGGUGACCUUGCCUCCGCUAAGGAGAAGGGUGCGAAGAUUCUUGCGGAUUUGGAGAAGAACUAG
Metarhizium brunneum ARSEF 3297 is the source of this 1554-nucleotide messenger RNA. Its product is annotated as ATP synthase subunit beta. NCBI's taxonomy places the organism in Eukaryota, Fungi, Ascomycota, Sordariomycetes, Hypocreales, Clavicipitaceae. The record is from RefSeq and is a predicted model, not a curated record. Gene Ontology annotation, biological process: proton motive force-driven mitochondrial ATP synthesis; proton transmembrane transport. Gene Ontology annotation, molecular function: proton-transporting ATP synthase activity, rotational mechanism; ATP binding; ATP hydrolysis activity.